UGCGCGGCGCUUUUUAUUGUCGGGGCUGAGAGGGGGCGUGGUGUGGAAAGUGCGCCGGCGGAAGUGCGGAUUUCCUCUUCCGGUGUGAGGGACAAAGAGAGCGGAGCGGGGAGGUUUAUUGUAAAACGUGACUACAAUAUUUGGCCAAAAUGUCAAAACGGCCAUCAUAUGCUCCUCCCCCUACCCCAGCACCCGCAGCACAAUUGCCCAGCACACCAGGGUUUGUGGGAUACAAUCCAUACAGCCAUCUUGCCUACAACAACUACAGGCUGGGAGGGAACCCAGGCAGCAACAGCAGGGUAACGGCCUCAUCUGGGAUUACCAUCCCAAAACCACCAAAGCCCCCGGAUAAGCCACUGAUGCCAUACAUGAGAUACAGCAGAAAGGUCUGGGACCAAGUGAAGGCUUCCAACCCUGACCUUAAGUUGUGGGAGAUUGGCAAGAUCAUUGGUGGGAUGUGGCGUGACCUCACCGAUGAGGAGAAGCAAGAGUACUUGAACGAAUAUGAAGCUGAAAAGAUCGAGUACAAUGAGUCAAUGAAAACCUACCACAACUCUCCUGCUUAUCUUGCUUAUAUCAACGCCAAAAGCAGAGCGGAAGCCGCCCUAGAGGAAGAAAGCCGCCAGCGCCAGUCCCGCAUAGACAAAGGAGAGCCUUAUAUGAGUAUUCAGCCAGCAGAGGAUCCUGAUGACUAUGAUGAUGGUUUUUCCAUGAAGCACACGGCUGCUGCUCGCUUCCAGAGGAAUCACCGGCUAAUCAGUGAGAUCCUGAGUGAGAGCGUAGUGCCAGAUGUGAGGUCCGUGGUCACAACAGCCAGGAUGCAGGUUCUUAAGAGACAAGUCCAGUCCCUCAUGGUGCAUCAGCGUAAACUGGAAGCAGAGCUACUACAGAUCGAAGAUCGUCAUCAGGAGAAGAAAAGGAAGUUCUUGGAAAGUACCGACGCUUUCAACAAUGAGCUUAAACGGUUAUGCGGCCUAAAGGUGGAGGUGGACAUGGACAAGAUUGCUGCAGAAAUAGCCCAGGCUGAGGAGCAGGCUCGCAAACGGCAAGAGGAACGAGAUAAGGAAGCAGCAGAGCAAGCUGAGCGCAACCAAAUCGCAGCUGCAGCGGCCGCCGCUGCUGCCGCCGCCACAGCUGCAACUAUCGAGGAGGAGCAAGAAACGCCAAAGUCAGAAGAGAAGAUAGAAGAGGAAGAAACUCCUCCCAUGGAGACGGAGGACACGCCCUCUUUGCCCCCUGCAGAAGAAACUAGUGAGAGCCAGCAGAAUGGAGAGGAGGGGACGUCCACUCCAGAGGACAAGGAAAGUGGACAGGAGGCUGUGGACAGUACACUGGAUGAAGGAACUAGUGACAGUAAUACCGGAUCUGAGACCAACAGUGGAACCGUGGAAGAGCCAACAGCAGAUCCGACCACAGAGGAGGGAGAGCGGAAGGAAUGAGCAUCCAUCUACAGUUUUCCACGUGACCCAAACCUUGGUUAGACCGCAGUCCAAGUCAUUCCUAAACUAUAAAACAUUAGUGACCUAAAAAGAGAAAGCUACAAGAAAGGUUGGAUUGGAUAAUACCUGCCAGUCUUUUCACUGGUUUUAUGGGUUCCAUUGGUUCAGUGACAAUAGAACUGAGUAGACCUGUUAUAUGUUGUUUUUUAUUUUAUUUGUAACAUCCUAAUUGGCAUAGCUGCGAUUGAACAUGGGAGGAUCACUAACGAUUGUUCCACUUCAUCUGAAUUACCUUAUUGGACCCAUCCAAACCCAGCACACCUGACAGAUCAUUAAACAUUUCUAUACAGUAAUGAGAACUAGAGUUUUGGUCGUAGGGAGAUAUGAAGUUCACUAAAUGAGUUUGUUGGGUUUACCUUCUAGUACUUGUCUAUACCCUUUUCUGUGUGUCUGCUCCCUUUGUUUUAGGGAUAAAACUGACAGCAGUGAGGGUUUUACCUGGAAGUCUGGACUGAACCGUACACAUAAACAUGCCAGUACUAGAUCCAAUUCGCUUCUCAGUAUAGGUCAUUUUAACUCCUCAGACAUCGCUUAAGUUGUAAUUUAAAGGGAAUGUGUCAUGAGGGAAAAUGUAAUCUGCCACUUUGAAAAUGCAAAACUUUUUUUGUCCGUUUUGGAAUUCAGUACUUCCUGAACCAUUGGGCUGUGAGAAGUAUCCAGCAAGCAGCGACGGGGUGAAGUCUGUGUUGCUGCUGUGCACACUUUCUCCAGGUCAGUCAAAGUGCUAAAGCCAAGACAGCCAGUAACAUAGCAUUUCCAAAGCAUGAUGCCCUACAUAUGUCAUGACAGGUGCCCUUUAAAGUCCCCUCCAUCCAAUUCUGCUGCAGUUUUGUAGCUGAAUGUCCUUCACACAAUUCUUAAUGCUGUUUUUGUGAUGGUUGUAUUUUUUUUUAUUUUUUAAUACCUGAAGAUUGAAUAAACAUUGAAUCGUC
Messenger RNA from Rana temporaria (common frog), 2431 nucleotides. It is a transcript of the gene SMARCE1, whose product is annotated as SWI/SNF related, matrix associated, actin dependent regulator of chromatin, subfamily e, member 1. Gene Ontology annotation, cellular component: SWI/SNF complex. Gene Ontology annotation, biological process: negative regulation of DNA-templated transcription. NCBI's taxonomy places the organism in Eukaryota, Metazoa, Chordata, Amphibia, Anura, Ranidae. The record is from RefSeq and is a predicted model, not a curated record. The transcript is spliced from 11 exons. Gene Ontology annotation, molecular function: nucleosomal DNA binding; nuclear receptor binding. Bases 150 to 1439 code for a protein of 429 amino acids.